Molecule: messenger RNA, 1071 nt
Organism: Acaulospora morrowiae
Lineage: Eukaryota; Fungi; Glomeromycota; Glomeromycetes; Diversisporales; Acaulosporaceae
Source: the annotation of a GenBank genome assembly
AUGUCCGAUAUAACAAGCGACUUCCGUAUUAAUACGCAGGAAGAUAUUAACUUUGAAAUACCGUUGAGUAAUAAGUCAAAUAAUAUAGUAUAUUUUCCACAAUUAGUGAAACAAUCGGAACCAAUAAAUUCACCAUCUCGAUAUUGGGAUAAUUGUUUGGAGGAAGAAGAAACUUUAGAAGAAUUGGUUAUAAAAGAAACAGCGGAAUUCUUAGAAAGCUUGUCAAAUGAAAAGAGACCAGAGUCAGCAUUUUAUGCCAUAUCAAGGCCAGGCACUGCGCCGGGAUUGUUUGGUGCCGGUACUCUGCAGCCACCGGAGACCAUUUACAGGUUUUUCAAAUAUAAUUCCCCGAUGAAGGAAGCAACCGAAGUUAAGAAUAAUUUAGCUACCAAAGUCACAAAGGCUAGAACUCGUAAAAAUCCUAUUGUGCCUUCGAAUAAGUCAAAAGGCAAGAAAUCUAUGAAGCAUGAAUUUUCAAGUAAUGAAGAUAAAAUAGAAGGCGAUAAAGAACAUGUAAAAAAAUCAUCAAAACGACAACUAAUAGAAGCAAAAUCAAAGAAGCGUACAAAUAAGCCUAAACACUCUGAAUGUCUUAUACCUUCAAAAAAGGAAAUUGGAAUAAUGGAAAAAGUUCAAAGAAUCAUAGAAAAACAUAAGCGUCGCAAAGAAUUAAAAGAAAAGAGGAAUAUUAUCAAGGAUGGUGUUAACAACGCGAUCGGCUCAUCAUCAUCAUCAAAGAAUACACCGACAAAAACGAGCAAAAUGAAAAAGGGAAUUGAUGAGUCUUCUUCGAUCGGUUCACCAUCAUCAAAGAAUACGCCGACAAAAACUGUAAAAACGAAAAGAGAUUUUGAUGACUCCUCGAUCAGCUCGAUGUCAUCGUCUUCGAGUGAAUCUUCACCUAAAAGAAAGCGCAAGCCUGAUAGGUUUUCUAGGAGCUCCUCAACCUCGUCAACUGUAAAAUCAGCAAAGACUAGUUCACUGAAAAAAAGGUCAAAGAAAAAUCAUGGUAAUGACGAAUCAGAAAGCUCACCGGGAAAGGCGAUACUUUCCUCGGACUCGACGGUGUGA